Molecule: messenger RNA, 813 nt
Organism: Leptosomus discolor (cuckoo roller)
Lineage: Eukaryota; Metazoa; Chordata; Aves; Leptosomiformes; Leptosomidae
Source: RefSeq, a predicted model, not a curated record
AGCAGCUGGUCAUGGUGGAACUAUCAGGAAUUAUUGAUUCAGACUUCUUAGAAAAAUGUGAAAACAAAUGCAAGAUUUUGGGAAUAGAGACAGAGAGGCCCAUUUUACAAGUGGACAGAUAUGUAUUUGCAGGAGAAUACGAAGAUACUUUGGGAACCUGUGUGGUUUUUGAAGAAAACACAGAGCACGAUGCAGAAGGCAACCAAAAAGUGCAGCUGAAAUACAAGUGCCACACAAUGAAGAAGUUGAACAUGACACGGACGCUUCUGACAGAAAAGAAGGAAGGAGAAGAGAAUGUUGGUGGAGUGGAGUGGUUACAGAUCAAGGACAGAGAUUUUUCCUACAGCAGGCCUAACAUGAUUUGCAGCUUUUUGCGUGAAAAAGAAGAUUCUGAGGAAUCGGCCCAGGCCCAAGACAAAUUGACUGAAGAGUCAGAGGGAGAGGUGAGUGGCGGAGGAAAUUCUGACGUGAAUUGUGAUCUGGAGAAGCAGCACAGCUUGGAAAUAGAUGCCUCUCUUCCUCUGCCUGACAGCCCUGCUUCAGGGGCAGAGGAUUCUCCUUCUGGAAGCGUUGCCUUAGAGGAUGCCCCUCCAUGAUACCAGCUCUGAUCUUUCAGGAUUUCUUCAUGGAGUUAACGGGCCAACAUUUAAAUGGCAACUUUACAGGCCGUGACAUGAUUUCCAGUUUAUCUGAGCAAUUAAUAGUGGAGAAAUGGACACUGUGUUCUUGUGCAUUGCUGUUAUGUUUGGAUUACAGUGGGGAGGGCUUAAGUGUUUUUUAAAAAUGCCAAUUGGAAAUGUGUGUAUCUCUACC